Molecule: messenger RNA, 5820 nt
Organism: Ictalurus punctatus (channel catfish)
Lineage: Eukaryota; Metazoa; Chordata; Actinopteri; Siluriformes; Ictaluridae
Gene: fgf2
Product: fibroblast growth factor 2
Exons: 4
Coding region: 339-794 (151 amino acids)
Biological process (GO): positive regulation of cell population proliferation; animal organ morphogenesis; positive regulation of gene expression
Cellular component (GO): cytoplasm
Molecular function (GO): fibroblast growth factor receptor binding; growth factor activity
Source: RefSeq, a predicted model, not a curated record
CAUGUUCUCCAGCCUGUCUGCUGUAAACACUUUAGCUCCAGAGGACAACAGGACGCACGCACUCGCACGUGCCUGAGGGUAUUUCUUGACUACCUCAUCAUCAUCAUCCUCUUCACACUAAUGCUUUAGGACGAGCUUAAGCGUGAAUUUCAACACAGUCCACACGAAUGAAAAGUAGGAGUGAGUGAGCGAGUGGAGGAGGAGAGGAGAGCUGGAUUGGGGGGCGGUGUAGCUGAGAGGCCACAGAGGGGGGUUCCAGCAUUACUGAAAGGGCUGGACAGCGCGAAAGAGCAGAAAAGAAGGAAGAAAAGAAGCGAGAGGGGGAGAGAGAGGGAGAGAUGGCGAGUGGAGAGAUCUCCACUCUUCCCUCGGCUUCGGCCGACAGCUUUCCCCCGGGCCACUUCAAAGACCCCAAGCGGCUGUACUGCAAAAACGGAGGCUACUUCUUACGCAUCAACCCAGACGGACGAGUGGAUGGCAUCCGCGAGAAAAACGACCCCAACAUUCGGCUGCAGCUCCAGGCAACCGCAGUGGGAGAGGUCGUCAUUAAGGGUAUCUCGGCUAAUCGCUACCUUGCCAUGAGCGCUGAGGGGAGGCUAUUUGGAACGAGACGAGCAACGGAUGAAUGUUAUUUCUUCGAGCGCCUGGAGGCAAAUAACUACAACACGUACAGAUCACGGAAAUAUCCAAACUGGUAUGUUGCGUUAAAGAGGACGGGGCAAUACAAGAGCGGAGCAAACACAGGACCUGGACAAAAAGCUAUCCUCUUCCUCCCGAUGUCAGCCAAGGGCUAAACUUUGUCUGUGUGAGUUUUUAUUUGUUUACGUGAAAACAAAUGGCAGGCCAGAAUAUGGACAAUUAAUCUUUUAAUGGUUUAUUUUUGUUUUUUGUUUUUGUUUUUUGGCAAAACAAAUGUGGGGUCAUAUUCAGACAAGAAACUGAAUUACUUACAAACAUACAAUUGUCACAGUGCUUCUGCUUCUCACUAAUGAAUAAUUUUAGGCCAUUAAUACGAGAUUGCAACUUCUGAAUUUUUUUUAAACUCAUCAUUUUGUCUGUGAAUAGAGAUGUGGACAAACUAAAGAGGUUCCUUAAAACUGGUCAUUUUUAACAUAAAGAUAUAGAGUUGGAGCUAAUGGAAAUUCAUUUUUUAAAAAAAAUUAAAGCAAUUAAGUAUGUAGUAAUAACCACAGCUUCAUCUUUGUAAUUAUUCAUCACCAAUUUAAUUUGCUAAGUCUUUUAUAGAGUCCAAUUCCUUUUCUAAAUGUUUUUGUAAAUUAAAAUGCGUUUGUAAACUUUUGGUUGAUCUAAAAAUGCUACAUUUUACAGAGAAAAGGGGAAUAAGUGUGUCACUUGAUUUUUUCCAACUGAAAAUUAUGGUAACUUUAUCAUUUUAGGCCAGUAUUAACAAAAAUAAUGACAAAAUAAUUAUAUUGGGACUAGGCCCCAGUGCUGUCUUGUACUUUAAUGGUUUGUAAUUUUGUAAAUUUUAAAUGAUUUUCAGAAAUAUAAUACUUAAUUCUUACCAAAAUUGUAAUGAUUUGAACUUAAGUUUCAUGUCAUAACGCCAACCCUAAAUCAUUAACUUAACCAGAAGUGUGUACUAAACAAUGAACAAAACAUUAUCACCCAGGGUGAAGUUUCACCAUCUGCAGCCUAUCAGUGUCACUAAAUGAGGCCAACAGGAAGUACUCCAUCUGUAAUCUCAGCCUGGAGCUCUGUGAUCAUCUGUUUUUCUGCUCAAUGAAAAAGAAGAAUGAAUGAAAUUCAUAGAUGCCAUACUAAUCUAAAAUGUUUUCUGGUGAAUCAUCCAUCAUUCAAAAUGAACAGCAAUUUGAAUAGAUUUUCUGCAAUGGAUGUUGCACCUACUAGUGGGUAGGUAAAUGUUUUAAAUAUAUAACUUAUCUUAAGUUACAUUGAAACCAUUUUACUUUGUUCAACUAAGUUAUUUAAAAGUUAUUUAAUACUUCAUAAACAUUAAACAUAAAACUUAUUUGACAAGUUUAACAUAGAAAAUGGCCACAUUGUAAAAUCUGCUCAACAUGAAUCUAAAUCUAUUACACAACAGCAUUCUAUUACAUACCAAUCAAAUAAAAACACUGAAAAAAACUUGAAACAUUCACAAAUUUGUGAAACAAUUAUUUAAUUGGCAAAAGUGUGUUUUUUUUUUUUUUUAAAAAGUUCUUUUCAUUUUUAAAGCCUCUUAAUUUUUAUGACUGCAGCUCCUGUACAUUUUUAACGAAUGUCAUGACUAAAUAAUGUGAGUUUAAAAGAUGCUGCUUCUAUAUUAUAUAUCUUCCUUUCUAGCUUUUAGUGUGUAUAGAUCAAAUUGUCAUGUAAAUGAGAUUUUAUGUGAGAAAAAAACACUAAAUAUUGUCGAUGUAUGUAUGUAUGUAUGUAGUUAAACUCUAACAGUAUUGCAAUAUAUUAUUAUAACAUUCUUUGAUAUGACUGUAUAUAAAAUAUUUACAUUAAAUACUGUAUUUAAGUCCAAAUAUUUCAGGCAAAUAUAUAAAUAUUUGCCUAAAAGUAAAAGUGAAGAAUUUUAAAUGGCAUUUUCCAGAAUAUGAGAUUCAGUCAUUAAUAAUAUCAAAUAAUAACAUCAAUAUUUCAUACAAAAUAGUGGGAGAACUGAACUUUAGAUAGAGUCUAAAAAAAUAAAAAUAAAAAAAGAAUGUGUGACUUUGUGCUGCAGUUAUAUCAGCAUUUAACAAUAAAAUUAAACAGUUUAACAGUGUAACAAUGUAACGCAACUGCAACAUGCAUAGUCUAACAAUAUUUUAAAACCUAAAUCAGUCUGUGUGUUUUAUUGUAUUUAUUAGCUAGGUCAAAUAGAUGCAAGAAACAAAACAUGACAGGGCAUGUUGUAAUAGGAAAAUAAUCAACAGCACAUCCUGAAGUGUUUUCUUCUUAUUUAUAUCACAGCAAAGUGCCAACAAUUACAACUUUUAACUUGUUAAAUAAUGACAUCAUACUUUUAUCUGUUUAUAGUUAUAUUUAAUGUUGUCGAACACAAAACAAAUUAGAUUCAUUUAUUACAAAUUACAUAGACUUUCCCAUGGUGGAAAACUCAAAGUUAGAGUUUUACCUCUGACUGCUGCGAAGUGCUGAUGCUUGAGACUCCUUCCAUAAAGUUUAAAUAAAUGUCCCCUCACCAUAUCAGCAAUUACGCAAACAUAUUUUUCAUUUGUUUAUUAAUAGGCUUACAAUUCUGUAUGUAGUGUGUCCAGCAUAUGACUACCUAUGAAUUAGUUCUUACUACAGAUACAAUAAUGUAUCUGUGCACAUUAAUGUAAAUUCGAUUAUAGAUAUUUAUAUAAAAUAACACCUUCUGACAAUCAUAACUGAGAAUUUAAAAGCAUUCUUAUCUAAAUAUUUAAUUCCUCUAUCACUUUGUUCAUUCAUACACAUAUUUUGGCAUUGGUUAAUAGAAAAUGCACAUACUGAAUAAAUCUAACAAAACAAACGCUUGCUUGAGGAGGAAAAAAGUUAAAUAUUACUAAAAUUAGUUGAAUAUAAUGUAACUGUAAUAUAUAUUUGGUGUAUAAGUUAGGUAACAGUCAUCUACAGACAAAAAAUAGCUUAAAAAAAAGAAAAAAAAGAACAGACAUCCUAUAUUAUUCAUCUUUUUAAUCAUUGUGCUCUAAGGAAAUUCUAUUUGGUCCUUUUCCCCUCUUAUUUGUUGUUGAAAAAAGUGAAUUUAUUGCUUUGGAUUGAUAUUUAAAUGUGAGAAAUUGCUAUCCAUUUUAUUCUUCUAUUUUUAAAAAAAGGCUUCUAGGAAAAAAGGCAUUUAAUUGUAUCUUCAGCACACUGUGAGAUUUAUUUAUACCGCUCCGGAAUUUUCCUGUGAUAAAUCUGAUAGACUAAUCCGGUGUAUACAGCAGGCAAUUCCUCCAUGCUUAGAUCGAUGUUCUCAAAUCCGUUUUGUAGUCCGAACAGGAGCAGUUUGGCGAUGCGGCUCGUUAUGGGCGCAGCGUCACUAAUUUUGGCCAGUUCUGCCAAAUCCAUCCACUCGCAACGUAAACACUCAUGCUUGCAGAAGUUGAUCUCGUACGUUACUGGCGCGAGACGGCAUAUCAGAUACAUAUCCGAAUUCCCAAAUGCUCCAGGGUGGUGGUGCUGCUGACGGAUACUCACAAGAGAUCGGAAUUCAGAUCGGAUGCCAGUUUCCUCAAAAACUUCACGGACUGCAGUGUCGCCUAAUUUUGGGGUUGGGGGGGUUAACAAGUAAUGAUUCACAAAUGUUUAUCAAGUCUAAACAUUGUGUAUUUGUAUCACAGAGUUAAAUAGUUAAGUAGCUGGAAAACUUUUUGUUAUACUUUUUCUAUACAUAGAAGUAGGUUCAGAAAAAGAAAUUCAUCGAAUUCAUAGAAAGAAUCCAUAAACCUGUUCGUUUAAAUUAGUCUAACUCAUGCAACUAGCUAACUACCUGUUACUGAACCGGCAACUAAAAACACGAGACUAGGCAACACAUUGGAGAUUUCACUUGCCUGCAAGACUCGCUAAUAAAUUUAUCAUAUGUCUAGCCUUGUAUAACACUAUAUAUAUAUAUAUAUAUAUAUAUAUAUAUAUAUAUAUAUAUAUAUAUAUAUAUAUAUAUAUAUACAUAUAUGUAUAUAGUAUAUAUGCUAUUAUUUAAAGAUUAAUUUAAAGAGAAUGAAAUCUCUAAAUACACUCAUACUUCUUAACAAAUACAGUGAUACUGUAUAUUAAGCCCAUUUUGUUGACAGAAUUAAAUAAUCAAAUAAAAAUCUAUUCCAAAUCUAUCCAUUUCAUUUUAUUUUUAAAAUUUAAGACUUCACAUUUCCCCCAAAGUCAAAGUUUCAAAUCUGUAUUUAGCUGUAAGUUUAUACUCAAGAGGGAAGCAGGAAAUUGUUUAUCGUUGGCGUGUCAGAUAUUGUUUGUGUAACUUUUUUUUAAUGAGGUCAAAGCUACAUAAAACCUCUAAAUAUUUGGACUGAAACGAGGUUAUCUUAUCCGUGAGCUCUAAAACAAAUUAGAUGAAAUACUUUCAAAUUUAAACAGGUUUAAACAGGUUUUUUAGUACAUAAACACAUGAGUUUUUAUUUAAUGUAAACUGUAUAUAGACUUUUAGAUGGACUUUUAAUGUUGGUUUAAUGGUUAUGGAUGUAAACAUUGAGAAAAAGAUGAAUAUCCAUUUAAAAUAAUAACUAAAUAUAUAACUAAUAAAAUAAUAAAUAAUAAAAAUAAUAACUAAAAUAAUAAAAACACUACUUAAAAAAAAAAAAAAAAAACUUUAUCAGCAUUUCAUAAUCUUUGUGUGAUAUUUGUUGUGAUGCUUACCAACAUUUUCACUAGGAUUAGACAAUCCACCAGGAAACUUCCACAUAUUCUUAGCCUGAAAUAAACAAAACUGUGUUAGAAAAUGUUUUAAAGGGUUUUUAUUACUAGCAUAGAUUUAUCCAUUUAUUUUAAAUGUGUUUAUUAUAUUUUUAUGUUGUUGUUUUUUUUGCAAACUUAGCAUAUGCAACACAUUUAAUUCCAUGCAUUCAACAUAUAAAUAUUAACUUUAUAUUUUUGAGUUUAAAAACGUGUUCUACUGAUGUGUAUAAACAUGUUUAUUUAGUCAUAUUUAACACCAAACAAAAAAAAUGCUGCUAGUUAUAAACUGUAAUUUAGUUCUUACUUGAGUAGUCUUUUUCAUUGACAUUUUAAUGCUUUUUAUCGUUUGUUUUUUUUUAAGUUAAAGCUAUGUAAAUUUGUACUUGCCUUCCUUGUAUUUUUCUUUGUAUGGUUCUUGGUUUGAUUUUUUUUUUUCUCUUAUAUGGAACAAUAAAGAGUAUUUUUGUGGGGAAAUGU